AUGGCGUCCAAAGCAACGCCGCCCCUGGCGUGCUGGGAGCUCGAUAACAAUAUUGAACUCGUCGACCCCAAGCGAGAUGCCCUGUAUGCAUUUGACGAAGCUGCAAAUAAGGAGGCCAUGUCUUCUCGCGCUUGGGCGCAGAAUCCACAACAUUUCAAGCGUGUCCGCAUCAGCGCGACCGCCCUCAUUAAGAUGGUCAUGCAUGCCCGCUCCGGCGGGUCCCUCGAGAUCAUGGGCCUCAUGCAGGGCUACAUCAACGGCGACGCCUUUAUCGUCACAGACGCUUUCCGACUGCCCGUAGAAGGCACCGAGACACGUGUCAACGCCCACGCAGAUGCUGACGAAUACAUGGUCGAGUACACCGACGCCUGCCGCCGACAGGGCCGCAUGGAAAACGUAGUCGGCUGGUACCACUCGCACCCAGGCUACGGCUGCUGGCUGUCAGGCAUCGACGUCAUGACCCAGACAACGCAUCAGCAAUUCCAGGACCCCUUCUUGGCCGUCGUUAUUGACCCUGACCGCACCAUCAGCGCCGGCAAGGUCGAGAUAGGCGCCUUCCGCACCUUCCCGCACCCGCCUUCUGGUAUGGCGCCCGGAAAGGAAUCCACCGACGACAGCGGUGGCAGCGGCGCCACGACCUCUGACGGUUUCCAAGCCGUUCCGCUCGCCAAAGCCGCCGAAUUCGGCGCCCAUGCGAGCAAGUACUAUAGCCUUGAAAUUUCCCACUACAAAAGCACUCUCGACACGCAUCUCCUCGAGCUGCUGUGGCACAAGUACUGGGUGCAGACGCUCAGCCAAAGCCCCCUCUUCACGAACCGCGACUAUGGAAACAAGCAGAUGCUCGACCUGGCCUCCAAGAUUGGCGAGGCGACAACGCAGCUCUCACGCCAGAGCCGCAUCGCGCAGGGCGGCGCGGCGACGAUGAACCUAGGUGGCACACCGGGGUCGAGCAAGCGUGUCGAUGUCGCGAUGGAGAAGCUCGUCAGGGACUGCAGCUCGGUAUCUUCGCAGGAACGGACGGGGCUCAUGGCGGGCGAGGUUAAAGAGAAGCUGUUCAACGGACUCGGCACAUCGUCGUCGACCGGUGCUGAUGCCGGUGCGACUGGUGUCGACUCUCAUUGA
Verticillium alfalfae VaMs.102 is the source of this 1122-nucleotide messenger RNA. Its product is annotated as COP9 signalosome complex subunit 5. Gene Ontology annotation, molecular function: protein binding; deNEDDylase activity; metallopeptidase activity. The record is from RefSeq and is a predicted model, not a curated record. Lineage: Eukaryota; Fungi; Ascomycota; Sordariomycetes; Glomerellales; Plectosphaerellaceae. Gene Ontology annotation, biological process: protein deneddylation. Bases 1 to 1122 code for a protein of 373 amino acids. Gene Ontology annotation, cellular component: COP9 signalosome; cytoplasm. The transcript has 2 exons.